Dromaius novaehollandiae (emu) is the source of this 1047-nucleotide messenger RNA. It is a transcript of the gene NOL7, whose product is annotated as nucleolar protein 7. Gene Ontology annotation, cellular component: nucleolus; nucleus. Lineage: Eukaryota; Metazoa; Chordata; Aves; Casuariiformes; Dromaiidae. Bases 64 to 747 code for a protein of 227 amino acids. The transcript has 8 exons. The record is from RefSeq and is a predicted model, not a curated record. Gene Ontology annotation, molecular function: RNA binding.
GGAGGGCGCUCGCGGCGGAAGUCGAGGGAAAGCUUCCGGGCCGGGCUCGCAGCGUGAGGGGCCAUGGUCCGGCGCGCCGGGCGGGAGAGGAGGGCGGCGGGGGGCGGCCCUGCCGCAAUCCCUAGCCCGCUCUCCUCUGAGGACGAGGCGGACGAGGCCCCGGAGGAGGUGUCCUUCGGCGUGGCGAGGGCCGCGGCCGAGACCGAACGGAAGAUCGCGGGGGAGGCGGCGCGUAGGCACCAGGAGCUGCGGAAGGAGAAGCGGCGGCGGCGCGACGAGCUGUUCAAGGAGCAGAAGAGAAGGAAGCUGCUCCCCGAGGCUGUGCUGCAGGAGCUGGCCGCCGCGCCGUCCGGCGGACAAAAUGAGGUGACUCAUGCAGCUGACCAAGAUGAACACCCUGAAGCUGGGGCUGCAAAGCAGAGCGAUGGACAUGUUCCAGGACAGCUCAAGAAAGACAAACCAAGGGGUACCAGGUCAAAAGGAAACUAUAUGGCUGUGCACUUAAAAGAUCAGAGUUUAACAGGCCUCCACCAACAGACAGCCAAAGACUUUUUGUACACUCAGCUCUAUGGACCAGGCACUAACAGAAUGCAUGCAAAUGAGUUUUUUUCCCUUGAAAACAAGAAAAACCCAGUUAAAAAAGCUGCAGUUCAGUUUGUGGACAAAUCUUGGGGUCUAGAAGAAAAGGAAAAAGCAACAAAGUUUAAGAAAUGCUGGCUCGCAGCAAAGAUGAAGAGUCUCGUGUGAAGACAGCUUUUUCAGAAGGUGCUGUCAAGGACUUGUACUGAAAGUUAAUGUCUCAGCACAUGCCUGUAACAAGAGAAUUUUUUUUUUUCCUCCUUCCUUCUCAUUCAUCCCCCACGACUCUCUUUAGCUUUCAGCUGCAGACUGAUUUAGAACACUGAUUUAGAACAGCAGGUGUUACACAAGACCAGUUUGAUAUAGCUGGCAUCUAUUGCUGGCAGAGAAUAAAGAUGAAUGAUUUUGUACAUGCUGCUGACCUGGAUGGUGCAUUUCUUAUAACAAUAAAUUAUUCCUGCUUUUUCA